Molecule: messenger RNA, 1722 nt
Organism: Myotis myotis
Lineage: Eukaryota; Metazoa; Chordata; Mammalia; Chiroptera; Vespertilionidae
Gene: HNRNPDL
Product: heterogeneous nuclear ribonucleoprotein D like
Exons: 8
Coding region: 177-1436 (419 amino acids)
Biological process (GO): regulation of gene expression
Cellular component (GO): nucleoplasm
Molecular function (GO): poly(A) binding; poly(G) binding
Source: RefSeq, a predicted model, not a curated record
CUAGGAGUGGGCUGGACCGGACGCCAGAGACAAAGGCUCUCCACGCAAGAGGGACUCGGACCUGCGACGGCGCUGCUCGGGAUUGGUGAACCCAGGACUUCUCGCCCCUUCGUUUUUCUCUUCCGACGCUUCUCUCAUCCCGAGCCCGCGACCCCGCUCCUCACCGGAGGGCCGCGAUGGAGGUCCCGCCCCGGCUCUCCCAUGUGCCGCCGCCAUUGUUCCCCUCCGCGCCCGCUACUUUAGCCUCCCGCAGCCUCUCCCAUUGGCGGCCGCGGCCGCCGCGGCAGCUGGCGCCGCUGCUCCCUUCGCUCGCUGCCGGCACCGCCCGGCAGGGGGCGCGCCGGGGCCCGCGCCACGUCACCGCCCAGCAGCCCUCCCGAUUGGCGGGCGGGGCGGCUAUAAAGGGAGGGCGCAGGCGGCGCCCGGACCUCUUCCGCCGCCAUUUUAAAUCCGGCUCCAUACAACGCUCCGCCGCCGCGGCCGCGACUCGAGCUGCGCGCCAGCACCCGCCGGCUGACAACGCCGCCGCCAUGGAGGACGUGAACGAGUACAGCAAUACGGAGGAGUUCGCAGAGGGAUCCAAGAUCAACGCGAGCAAGAAUCAGCAGGAUGACGGUAAAAUGUUUAUUGGAGGCUUGAGCUGGGACACAAGCAAGAAAGAUCUGACUGAGUACUUGUCUCGAUUUGGGGAAGUUGUAGACUGCACCAUUAAAACAGAUCCAGUCACUGGACGAUCAAGAGGAUUUGGAUUUGUGCUUUUCAAAGAUGCUGCUAGUGUUGAUAAGGUUUUGGAACUGAAGGAACACAAACUGGAUGGCAAAUUGAUAGAUCCCAAAAGGGCCAAAGCUUUAAAAGGGAAGGAGCCCCCCAAAAAGGUUUUUGUGGGUGGAUUGAGCCCAGAUACUUCUGAAGAACAAAUUAAAGAAUAUUUUGGAGCCUUUGGAGAGAUUGAAAAUAUUGAACUUCCCAUGGAUACAAAAACAAAUGAAAGAAGAGGUUUUUGUUUUAUCACAUAUACAGAUGAGGAGCCAGUAAAGAAAUUGUUAGAAAGCAGAUAUCAUCAAAUUGGUUCUGGGAAGUGUGAAAUCAAAGUUGCCCAACCCAAAGAGGUAUAUAGGCAACAACAGCAACAACAAAAGGGAGGAAGAGGUGCUGCAGCUGGUGGAAGAGGUGGUACUAGGGGUCGAGGCCGAGGUCAGGGCCAAAACUGGAACCAAGGAUUUAAUAACUAUUAUGAUCAAGGAUAUGGAAAUUACAAUAGUGCCUAUGGUGGUGAUCAAAACUAUAGUGGCUAUGGCGGCUAUGAUUAUACUGGGUAUAACUAUGGGAACUAUGGAUAUGGACAGGGAUAUGCAGACUACAGUGGCCAACAGAGCACUUACGGCAAGGCGUCUCGAGGGGGAGGCAAUCACCAAAAUAAUUAUCAGCCAUACUAAAGGAGGACAUUGGAGAAAACAGGAGGAGAUUGCUAAAGUAACCCAUCUGUCAGGACGCCAUUGAAGAUUGAUCUUCUCUUGCUCUAAGAUGAUUAUUUUGUAAAAGACUUUCUAGUGUAUAAGACACAACUGUGUCCAACUGUAUAUAGCCGCCAAUUAGUUUUCUUUGUUUUUACUUUGCCUUUUGCUAUCUGUGUUAUGAUUCAAUGUGGAUUUGUGUUUAUACAAAUUUUAUUUGUAUGAUUUCAUGUUAAACCUCAAAUAAAUGCUUCCUUAUGUGAUUGUU